Molecule: messenger RNA, 1680 nt
Organism: Penicillium atrosanguineum
Lineage: Eukaryota; Fungi; Ascomycota; Eurotiomycetes; Eurotiales; Aspergillaceae
Gene: clxA
Product: calnexin
Exons: 3
Coding region: 1-1680 (559 amino acids)
Biological process (GO): protein folding
Cellular component (GO): endoplasmic reticulum; endoplasmic reticulum membrane
Molecular function (GO): calcium ion binding
Source: RefSeq, a predicted model, not a curated record
AUGCGCUUCGACGCUGCUGCCUUCACGGCUCUGGUCUCCUCGGCCUCCCUCAUGGGCCUCGCCUAUGCCGAGGAGCCUGAGCUUAACUCUGAUGCCACCUCCAUUGAGAGACCUAUCUUCACGCCUACUGCUCUCAAGGCUCCCUUCCUCGAGCAGUUCACUGACGACUGGGAGACCCGCUGGAAGCGCUCCACCGCGAAGAAGGAUGACCCCAAGUCCGACGAGGACUGGGCUUAUGUUGGCGAGUGGGCCGUUGAGGAGCCCAGCGUCUUCAAGGGUAUCGAGGGUGACAAGGGUCUUGUUGUUAAGAACCCGGCCGCUCACCACGCUAUCUCGGCCAAGUUUCCCAAGAAGAUUGACAACAAGGGCAAGGCCCUGGUGGUCCAGUACGAGGUUAAGCCGCAGAACUCCCUGGUCUGCGGUGGUGCCUACUUGAAGCUUCUUCAGGACAACAAGAAGCUCCACCAGGAGGAGUUCUCCAACGCUUCCCCUUACGUGAUCAUGUUCGGUCCCGACAAGUGCGGUGCCACCAACAAGGUUCACUUCAUCUUCCGUCACAAGAACCCCAAGACCGGCGAGUAUGAGGAGAAGCACCUCAAGACUCCCCCCGUGGCCCGCACCAACAAGGUCACCUCCGUUUAUACUCUUAUUGUCAACCCCGAUCAAACUUUCGAGAUCUUGAUCAACGGCGAGUCCUCUAAGAAGGGCAGCCUUUUGGAGGACUUCAACCCUCCUGUCAACCCUGAGAAGGAGAUUGACGAUCCCAAGGACAAGAAGCCCGCCGACUGGGUCGAUGAGGUCAAGAUCGCUGAUUCUAAGGCCACCAAGCCCGAGGAUUGGGAUGAGGAGGCUCCUUUCGAGAUCGUUGACGAGGAGGCUGAGAAGCCCGAGGACUGGCUGGAGGAUGAAGUUACUAGCAUUCCUGACCCUGAGGCCGAGAAGCCCGAGGACUGGGAUGAUGAGGAGGAUGGCGACUGGCUCGCUCCUACUGUCCCCAACCCCAAGUGUGCCGACGUCUCUGGCUGCGGCGAGUGGACUCGUCCCAUGAUCAAGAACCCCGAGUACAAGGGCAAGUGGUCCGCCCCUAUGAUCGACAACCCUGCCUACAAGGGCCCCUGGGCUCCUCGCAAGAUUGCCAACCCCGCCUACUUCGAGGACAAGACCCCCUCCAACUUCGAGCCUAUGGGCGCUAUCGGUUUCGAGAUCUGGACCAUGCAGAACGAUAUUCUGUUCGACAACGUCUACAUUGGUCACUCCGCUGAAGAUGCUGAGAAGCUCCGCCAGGAGACCUUUGAUGUCAAAUUCCCCAUCGAGGAGGCUCAGGAGGAGGCUGAGAAGCCCAAGGUUGAGCAGCCCGCUGAGGGCACCACCGUUACCUUCAAGGAAGACCCUGUCACCUUCGUCCGCCAGAAGAUCGACUUCUUCGUCGGCCUGGCCAAGGAGGACCCCAUCAACGCUGUCAAGACUGUCCCUGAGGUUGCCGGUGGUCUGUUGGCUCUUCUCCUCACCUCCAUCCUGAUUAUUGUCAGUGCCAUUGGCUCCAGCAGCCCUGCUCCCGCCCCCAAGGGCAAGCAAGCCGAGACUACCUCCAAGGAGAAGACCGGCCAGGCUACCAGCUCCUCUGCCGACACUAGCAAGAGCGGUGCUACCAAGCGUAACACCCGUUCCUCCGCGGAGUAA